AUGACCAACGCACAGAUAUUUACCCCGAUCUUGCCGUACGUGGGACGACUGCCCGGAGAGUUACGGUAUGGGGCCAGAAUUAAGCUACGAGGCCACUUCCGUGAACCGGAAAACACCAUCCACAUCAUACUGCAGCGGGAAGCGUUGCUGAACCCGCAGGAUGAACUACCGCUGUACAUAACGCUACAUCCCGGCCGGAAGGAAAUCGUCCGUAAUCAUCUCUGCAGUGAUUGUUCCAGCGGGCAGGUGGAACGUGUCGACAACUGUCCGAUCGAGUGUGGUCAGGAUUUCGAGCUUACCAUCGUACCAUCGGCGGGCGGCUACGAAAUUCUACUCCACGGUUCACCGCUCCACACCUUCAGCUAUCGAACGCCACUCUCCGCUGCCCGCUAUCUGUUCAUUUCCACUGGUUGUGUAAUUUUUGCAAUUAACUACGAAAAUUGGAAUGUGACCACGAGUGAACAACCGCACCGGCCACAACCACCAUCAGCACCUCCACUGCAUGCACCCCAACUCUACCCGACGCUGCACCAGCAACAGGAGUCACAACAACAGCAGCAACGUUCGAUACCGGUUCAGCAACAACGUGUCCAACAGCAUCAUCACCAUGGCAAUAAUCUCCGGGAGCUGGUACUGCAGGUGUUACCGCUGGUGCAACUAGCCACAUCUCAGCUGCAAGCGAACGCAAACAAUGCACCCACCAGCGGUAACGAUGGUAACGGUUGGCGAAUUGGCAGUAACCUUGCACACCUACUGCCACUGUUUCAACCGGCCGUGGAACAACGCAAAAAGCGCAUCAAAACGCAACGUACAAACCGGUGGUCCUGUCUGCGAAUGGGUAACGCCGAAGUGAUGCCGGCUAUGUUUCUGACAUGUUCGAUGGGCCUGAUGAAACUGUUUCGAUUCCUCGCCAUUGCCUUCGUAUUUGGAUACAUUGGUUAUGUGUUCUCCAGAAACACACCCUGGCAUAUAUCAUGGAAAUAG
This is a messenger RNA of Anopheles moucheti, 984 nucleotides long. RefSeq lists its product as uncharacterized. The record is from RefSeq and is a predicted model, not a curated record. Bases 1 to 984 code for a protein of 327 amino acids. Gene Ontology annotation, molecular function: galactoside binding; carbohydrate binding. The transcript has 4 exons. NCBI's taxonomy places the organism in Eukaryota, Metazoa, Arthropoda, Insecta, Diptera, Culicidae.